AAUCCUGUACAACAUUUAAGAAACGCUACUCAAGAGGGUGCCUCAAUCAAUCCUCUCAUACGAAUUUCACUGUUUUCUUGUUUCUUCUUCUUGUCAACCCGUCAAUUGCAUCCGGAGCUCCGGAGAAAAUAUGGAUCGGACGCAACUUUUGUUGGUGGGUCUACCCCUCUUCCUCUUCUUCUCCGACAUCUUCAACCUCUUUUCGCCCCCUCCGUCGAAACCCGCCGCUCAUCACCACCAUCAACCCGUUUCACAGCCACUAAUCCAACAACAACAGCCGUCCCUUGAGUUCCCCGCUCAGAAAGCUACUGGAAUUGGUUUCGGAAACACUGUUAGCAUUGACUUCUGUUCUUCCUGUUCUUACAGAGGGACUGCAGUCACGAUGAAGAAUAUGUUAGAAAAUCAAUUUCCUGGAAUCAAUGUUGUCCUUGCAAAUUACCCUCCUCCUCUACCUAAGCGCAUGUUGAGCAAACUGGUACCAGUUGUUCAGUUUGGUGUGAUUGGAAUUAUAGUGGGCGGUGAACAAAUUUUUCCAAGAUUAGGAUUUGCUGCACCACCCCAAUGGUACUAUUCCAUGCGGGCAAAUAGAUUUGGGAGUAUGGCAAGCACUUGGCUACUCGGAAAUUUCCUUCAGUCUUUCCUGCAGAGUUCAGGUGCUUUUGAAGUGUACUGUAAUGGUGAAUUGGUAUUCUCUAAACUAAAGGAGAAUAGGUUCCCUGGGGAGAUAGAAUUGAAAGAUCUUGUUGCUAGAAGGAUUGCUAGUUCAAGAGUGGUAGAUGGCCUUCACGGAGGGCACUGGUCCUAGAAGGUUAGAAUCAUACGCAACAUAUUUCCAGGUUUAGAGUGGAGCCCGCAGUUCUGGAGCUUGACCAUCAUAUAGAACUACUAUUUUUAUGAUCAACUUGUCUACUGGGUGCAAUUUGGAGCCAGUUUUGUAUAAGUCGUAACUUGUUUGCCUACAAGGCAAAUGAUUUUAGUACAUGAAUGCUAAUGCUAAAGUUUCACCAUUGGGCCGAAUUCUGAGAAGAAGAAAAAACUUUCAUAAUUGCCAUUUUUUCUGAAA
This is a messenger RNA of Sesamum indicum (sesame), 1063 nucleotides long. RefSeq names its product SELT-like protein precursor (gene SELT). Gene Ontology annotation, cellular component: endoplasmic reticulum membrane. Lineage: Eukaryota; Viridiplantae; Streptophyta; Magnoliopsida; Lamiales; Pedaliaceae. Gene Ontology annotation, molecular function: thioredoxin-disulfide reductase (NADPH) activity. Gene Ontology annotation, biological process: cell redox homeostasis. The record is from RefSeq and is a predicted model, not a curated record.